UAAAGAUAGCAGAAGGGACCUUUGGUGAAGUCUUCUCCACAACCAAUGCCUCAGGAGACACUGUUGCUCUCAAAAUCAUUCCAGUAGAGGGCAGUGAGAAGGUGAAUGGAGAGGAUCAGAAGACAUUUGGAGAGAUCCUGCAUGAGAUUAUUAUCUCAAAGGAACUGAGCAGCCUGAAGGAGAAGCAACACAACCAGACUCACAGCUUCAUUGGACUCAAUGAAUACUAGCAGGUUUCAAGAUGUGUCCACCCACUCACCACUCCACCCCAACCCUUGAGAUCUACCCCCCGCUGUCAGCCCAACCCAUCAGGAUUUUUGUGCUUCAGUUUUAGGCAUUUGCUUUUCAGAGAACGGGCACAAGUUAGGUGCCCUUCCAUGAGACGUCGCCUAACAUGGCAUAUAUGAAGUGAUGGAAGCUUUGGGCUGGCGUUAAUCCUCAACAAACCUCAGGGCAUUCUCACAGGCCAGAAAAUGAUUUACUUGUGCCGGCCAAGCCAGACAUUCAGCACAUCCACCAGUGGCAAUGUUCCUCACACUGCAGCAAUAACGUACAGGUAUUGCUGUGAGGCCAUCCUGAUGUUGGGGCAUCAGCUGACAAGAAAUGCAGUGGUGACAUUUUGUGUAAGUGCCAUAAAGUAGCACACACAUAAGUAAGUUCACAGCAGUUUGCAUUGGGACACUUCUGUGCUCAUUUUAGGUCUCUCUCUCUCUCUCUCUCUCUCUCUCUCUCUCUCUCUCUCUCUCUCUCUGAGUGAGGUGGCGUGUGAGAGUUGUGAGUGUUUCGACGGAGCGAUUAACUGGUUUUUGAUGUAUAUUCGAGUUACAAUUUACUUUUUGCUCAUUUGGGUUUUUUCGGUGAAGGUUGUUUUAUUGUUUUUGUGUGCACAUAUUGAGGGUUGGGGGUGUUUUUGAGGGUUUUUUUCCGUGUUUUUUCGCCGCCGGCGUCUGCAGGUGCAGACUUCCGGCCGGUGCUAGCAUGAUGUUGACCGAGCUAACGCGGAAGCACGGCCUGAGGAUCGCCGCUGCUUCUCGCUUUUCUGUGGACGAGUGCGCGGUUGCUGUGGCUGCGGUGGUCGGUCCGCUCAGCCUAAAAUCAGCUGCAAGAAUGAACGGAGCGGUGGUUAUUUUUCUGGACAGUGUUGAUAAAGUCCACAAAGUCAUCGAAAAUGGCAUUGUUAUCAACGGUGAUUCCAUCUCCGUGUCUCCUCUCACGCAACCUGCUAAAAAGGUAACGGUGUCCAACGUCCCUCCUUUCGUCAGCGACGAACUGUUCAGAAAAGAACUGUCCAGGCACGGAAAAAUAGUCUCUCCCAUUAAAAAGUUGCCAUCGGGCUGUAAACAGUGGGAACUGCGUCACGUGAUUUCUCACAGGCGUCAGGUCUACAUGGUCCUUAACAACAAGGAGGAAGAGCUGAAUCUGGGCUUUAGGCUCAGAAUUGAUGACUACGACUAUGUUCUGUUCAUAACGUCAGAGACUAUGAAAUGCUUUGGAUGUGGCAAAGAGGGACAUUUAGUCAGAGCCUGUUCAGACAAAGCUGGGGGCAACUUCCACUCGGGUGCAGGAGGCCGUGCAGCCGCCUAUGGAGUAGAGGCCCAGCAUGGAGAAGAGGAGCAGCACGGAGGAGAGGAUGGACAGGAGGCUGGUGGAGAAGGUGCAGACGGACGGGAGGACGGUGGAGAAGGUGCAGACGGACGGGAGGACGGUGGAGAAGGUGCAGACAAGCAGGAGGAGGCCGGUGGUGGUGAAACAAAAGUAGUGAGUGGAGACACUGUGGUCGGGACUGACGACGAACGGUCUAAACAGGCUGAAGUUGAGACUGUAAACGGAAGCGAAGUUGCUGCUAUGUCAACUGUGGGAAGGCAGAACAGAAUUGAUAUAGAAAUGUGUAAUCAGGACCCAAAUGUAAACAGUGCUGUAGCUGCAGAGAAGGCAGGGAUGGGUGAUGGUAGGAAAGAACAUACAAAGAGAAAAAGCGACACUACUGUUGAUGACACAGAUGAUCAGUCAGGAACUGGGAAAAAGGUAAAGAGCCAAAAGCCAGACAGACGACCUGCAGACUCAGAUCUCAGUGAGGAUGAGUUUUCUCUCUGCUCUGACGGUGAAAUGUCUGACUGUAGAUCUCAGUCACCGGAGCCCAAGACCUACUCAGUUGAUCGGGUUAAACUGUUUUUACAGCACACGAAAAAUAAGAGGGGUGUGAAGAUUGACGAUUAUUUUUCGGAUGACGAAUGUUUUGUGAACUCGGUCUAUGACCAAAUGGGAAGUAGAGGAAAAGGAGGUUACACAAACCAUGAAGUUGUUAGGUUAAAGAAAAUACUGCACAAAAUAAGCCGAGAUCUGGAUGAUGGCGUUUUUUAACAAGUUUGUCACCAUGCUGCUAUGUUUUUUUGUGUGUUUUGUUUCUCUGUCUUAUUUUGAGCUUUUUUUGAAAAUGAUCAUCUGUUUUUCAUUUUAACCCUGUGCUGUCAUUGUAAGUUUUUAAACUAUU
Messenger RNA from Betta splendens (Siamese fighting fish), 2491 nucleotides. RefSeq lists its product as uncharacterized. Lineage: Eukaryota; Metazoa; Chordata; Actinopteri; Anabantiformes; Osphronemidae. Gene Ontology annotation, molecular function: zinc ion binding; nucleic acid binding. Bases 979 to 2361 code for a protein of 460 amino acids. The record is from RefSeq and is a predicted model, not a curated record. The transcript has 6 exons.